This is a messenger RNA of Ostertagia ostertagi, 525 nucleotides long. The record is from the annotation of a GenBank genome assembly. Lineage: Eukaryota; Metazoa; Nematoda; Chromadorea; Rhabditida; Trichostrongylidae.
AUUUUUUCGUUUAUUCAGGAGAUUUUCCCUGGCCAAUUUGAACCGUCAAUAUCUCACAAGUUCAUUCGCCAACUUGAAGUGAACAACCAGCUUUUGAGAAAUUACACUCAAAACAUCGACACACUUGAGAAGCAGGCAAAAAUUGAAAAGGUUGUCGAAUGCCAUGGUUCUUUCUCCAAAGCGACUUGUUUGAAAUGCCUUGCUAAGUUUGAAGGUGACAUCAUCAAGGAUGACGUCAUGGCAAAGCGAGUUGCCCGUUGUCCUAAGUGUUUGGAUGGGGUAAUCAAGCCAGACAUAGUGUUUUUUGGCGAGGAGCUUGAUAAGACGUUCCACACUCAGAUGGCAGUUGACAAGGAUGAGCUCGAUUUGCUUCGAGUUGCCCGUUGUCCUAAGUGUUUGGAUGGGGUAAUCAAGCCAGACAUAGUGUUUUUUGGCGAGGAGCUUGAUAAGACGUUCCACACUCAGAUGGCAGUUGACAAGGAUGAGCUCGAUUUGCUUGUUGUCAUCGGUUCUCGAACUAUUUGA